Messenger RNA from Pocillopora verrucosa, 1392 nucleotides. Its product is annotated as tropomyosin. The record is from RefSeq and is a predicted model, not a curated record. Lineage: Eukaryota; Metazoa; Cnidaria; Anthozoa; Scleractinia; Pocilloporidae. Gene Ontology annotation, molecular function: actin filament binding. Gene Ontology annotation, cellular component: actin filament. Gene Ontology annotation, biological process: muscle contraction; actin filament organization.
AGCAUUUACUCCCUUCGACAGGGUGUGUUUUCGAGUUACAUUGAAUGAAAAACUGUGAGGCAUAGCGAUAAACUUAGCUAUAACAAUGUCGACCCUCUUUGAAGACGUAAAAAACAAAAUGAUUGCCAUUAAGGCAAAGACAGAAGAAGCUGUUGAAAGAGAGCAUGAUGCAUGUUCGGAGCUGAAAACAAAGGUUCAAGAGAUUGCUAGCAAGGAGGACGAAGCGGCGGGAUAUCAUAGACGCAUUCAGUUUCUGCGAAAGAAACUCGAAGACGCGCGGGCCGAGACAGACGAAAAGGAAAGUAGACUGAAAGAGCUGAAUGAUAAAGCAGAUGCGGAGGCUGUCAAGGGAAGGGAACUAACUUAUGCCGAAGUAGAAACUGAUGAACAGCUCCGAGAACUUGAACACCAGGUGCAAGAAGCCCAGUCCGCCGCCGAGACCGCUCAUAUGAGGUUGAACGAAGCCCAGAGAAAGCUAACUGUUAUCGAAAACGAACUGUCUCGCUCGGAAAUUCGCAAGGAUACGGCAGUGAAACGAGUCGAGGAAUUGGAACACAUGAUCCGUACUGCUGGAGAAAAUCUUCGCAAACUUGAACAAGAAGAUGUGCUUGCUAGUGAGAGAGAAACCGACAGCCAGCAAAAAAUUCAAAUUUUGGAAGAAGAGCUGAAAGUUCAGAUAGAGAAAUGCGAAGAGACUGAGAGAUUGGAAAGCACAAAAUUGCGCUUAAUUGACGAACUGACCACGGACAUUGAGUUCUGGAAUUCAAAGAAGCUGAAACUGUUGAAUGAAAUCGAUGCUAUGGAGAGUAUGGACUAGAACUUCUGACUUCUGACUCUAAGAUUGUUUUGGUAAUUCGUGAGCAAGGGAGAAGCGUGGCUUCUAAUACUGGUUCUGUAAGUUUUGAACGGAAAUCAGAUAUGGAUUAUAAGAAAGUCAGUUUUGUUUUAAAAAAAAAAAAAUUGGAAUUCUGUUGUUGCAUGUUGUUUAUAUUCAUUAGAGAACUUACAAAUUUUUUAACAGUACUAAGUAUGAGGAGCUAAAUACCGGUGUACACCAUGCUGUAUUUUAUGCAGGUCUAAACUUGGAAUUUAUGUCGUGGUGGUCACAUCUUUGUAAAGAUCUUGUCCUUUUUCAGAUUACUGUCCAAGUUUGUGUUAAUUUUCUUUGCACAAAAGAGUUGCUUCUAAAAACAGAUUACAGUAGUUUCAGUGUGGGGUGAAUGACAUAACAUAGUUCCAGUGUGACCCACUUGGAAUGCAACUUGGCAUAUGCUAAGGACCAUGGAAAUGCAUCUAAGCUUUGUCAUUAUUGUUAUGGGAAACUGAGAUAUGCAUUUUUCAUAAGAUGUCCCCAGAUCAAUUUCAUCUAUGUUACAAUUCCUAGGUAAAAUG